Molecule: messenger RNA, 510 nt
Organism: Closterium sp. Naga37s-1
Lineage: Eukaryota; Viridiplantae; Streptophyta; Zygnematophyceae; Desmidiales; Closteriaceae
Source: the annotation of a GenBank genome assembly
AUGGACCCUAUCGCGUGCUCGAGCGCAAGAUCGCUACCUCGUCGUUCCUCCCAUGAACACUCUCCUCUGAGCACCCUCCCCUCCCCAUCCUUUCUUCAGUUCGCCCCUCCCAAGCCUCUGCGCCUGUGGGCGCCAGUCUCCUCCACGCCGCUCUCCGCGGCCCUCCUGCUCUUCCAACACGGCUUCACUGCUCUCCGCCUCGUCUUUCUUCCCACUAACUCUCUGCGCGGAGCCUUCGCCCCUCCAAAGCCGCUGCGCCUGUGGGUGCCAGUCUCCUCAUCGCAGCUCUCCACGCCAGUGCUGCUCUUCCAACACGGCUUUGCUGCCAAAACACAUUUUUACUCGCAGCUGCUCUCGCGCAUUGCAUCGCAUGGCUUCAUUGUCGUGGCUCCCCAGGUAGCAACUUCAUGCAAUCGCCUACCCACCCUCUUCCUCCUCCUCUUCCUCCUCUUCUUCCUCCUCCUCAACCUCCUCUCACCCAUCUUCGUCAUUCUCCCCUUCUCCCUUUAA